AUGUCACCAGACUACCGAACCCAUCGCCUCCAUCCCUCCACACCCUCACCCGCAUCCUCACGCACGUCAACGCCACCGCUCCACGACGACGACAACAUCAUCACGCCGUCCCACCAGCGAGCACCACCCAUCACUACUACUGCCACGGCUGCGGCCACCGAGAUGCACGCCCCGCUGCUGCCGAGCCAGGCCGAGGAGGAGCUGUCCCGCUCCCGGCGGAGGCGGCGCUCCUCGGGCCAGUCGUACGGGUCCAGCGGCUCGGCGGUGCCGGUGCCGGGCUCCGACGUCGACACGGCGGAGCUGUGGCAGCGCAUGCUGGCCGCGCAGCAGGAGUUCCACUGCUACAACUCGGCGCGGGUCAGCGCCGCCCUCGAGGACGACUCUGUCGGGGCUGUCGUCCGAUAUACUGACGAACAAAAACAAAAAAGCAUCAAGACUGUGUCUCGACCUGCUGAACGAGCACAUCGCGCUGCUGCCGGACGAGGAGAGGAGGCGCGUCGAGUACUUCAUCGAGCACGGCGACCUCAAGCCCGGCCGGAGGCGGAGCCACUGGCGCAGGUAGAGCGUGUGUAG
This is a messenger RNA of Thyridium curvatum, 573 nucleotides long. RefSeq lists its product as uncharacterized. The record is from RefSeq and is a predicted model, not a curated record. Lineage: Eukaryota; Fungi; Ascomycota; Sordariomycetes; Thyridiales; Thyridiaceae. The coding region runs from base 1 to 573 and encodes 190 amino acids. The transcript is spliced from 2 exons.